Nanorana parkeri is the source of this 1545-nucleotide messenger RNA. It is a transcript of the gene SPATA1, whose product is annotated as spermatogenesis associated 1. Lineage: Eukaryota; Metazoa; Chordata; Amphibia; Anura; Dicroglossidae. The transcript has 11 exons. The coding region runs from base 133 to 1545 and encodes 470 amino acids. The record is from RefSeq and is a predicted model, not a curated record.
ACACUGAAAGCUUUCCAUGCUGCAUAACCGACUGGAACCGCUUUCCCUCAGACCCUGGGAUCAAAAAUAUCUAUCGAUACGUUAACCGAUUUCCACCGGGAUGCAAAGAGCCGCUCGGAGAUUUCCUUCACCAUGGACAGCUACCAAGUUCAAACUCCUAUGAGUCAGACCAGGCCAUCUACGGCAGGGCUGAUUGAGCUCCAUGCCUAUCUUGUGCCAGAAGAACUCUGGAACCCCAAGCUGAAUAAAGUAUCCAUAGAUGUGAUCUGGAGAUUCGUUUCACUUGGAUUCAUAAGGGUACCGCCUGAUAUGAGGCUGCGGACACUGCGAGAGAAUCUGGCCGAGCUCCUGGGGGAAGAUGUUGUAACAGACAAAUUUGUGUUCUUAAAAUGCGUUGGAAGCAGUCUUGCUCUUGUAAAGGCAAGGCAAGAACCAGAGCUGAAACUGAAAGCUUUUGCUCCACCUUAUGCACGUGAACCGGAGUUAUAUCUUCUUCCUGGAGCCAGUAAUGAAGACAGCACAUACGGGUCAACUGUCACCCCAGAUCAGCACCAUUACCACACCGAAUACACUGGAUCUGAUCACUCUGUGACCACUGUUACUGCCCCCACGUGGGACAAGCCAGCACUGCAGCCAGCUGAGAACACUGUAACAUCACCGCCACCACCCCAAGAAGAUCAUGUCAGAAGGAGCUACAUAUGGAAUAGGAAGGGUCGGGAGAUUGUGCCCAUCUCCAAUCAAAUGCAAUACAAUGUUCAAAUUGAUAACAGCAUAUUGCCUCCAAUCGACUUAGGAAAAAUCUCCAAUGCUCCCAAUAAAAGAUCAGAAGCUGCCAACUACGAUGACACCAAGAAAUUGUCAGGUAGAAACACGACUGGGGAUUCUGGGAUUGAGCACUCCCUUCUGAGGGGGGAAACAGAUCGUUCUCACCGCAAACGACCUCAAGCAGAGCCGACACAUUACAAGCCUCCUCCGUCUCCACCACUUUUGCCAGAUUUCCCAACAAUUGAGCCACCAAAAUCCCAGAUGCCAGCACGUGAUGGAACGGUCCUGGAGCAGCUAAACCGGGAAAGGGCAGAGCGGAUCCAGCUGGAGAAAUUGCGGGAGGAACUGAUAAAGAGAACCAAAGCAUUGCUGGAGCAACAAAAACUCAGACGUCAGCGAGCAAGAGACUCCUGGAAAAAGAAGUAUUUUGAGACAAAGAAAGUCACGUCUGCCUUGGAGGAGACUCUAAACAAACUGAAAAAAGACCUGGAGGUUUACUACCAGAAGCUUCUAGGCCAGCUAGCAGCCCGCGACAGUAAGAAGCGUGCCAAGCACCCCACGCUGGCCGCCGAUUCCAAGAACUCUAUCAUUAUGAAGAUAACCACCAAACAGCAUGACCUUGAUGAGCUGAAGCGCAAGUUAGAGAACGCCAGGAUCAAGCUCCUCAUUGAAAUCAAGAUGAGGAAACAAGCAUCUUUGGAUCUGGAUGUACUAAAAGCUGAAUUAGCCCAGAAGAAGGCCCAGUCUGGAUUAUCCAACCCACCAUUGUAUUCCGUGUGA